This is a messenger RNA of Lampris incognitus (smalleye Pacific opah), 765 nucleotides long. RefSeq names its product calcium-responsive transcription factor-like. Gene Ontology annotation, molecular function: DNA-binding transcription factor activity. Lineage: Eukaryota; Metazoa; Chordata; Actinopteri; Lampriformes; Lampridae. The record is from RefSeq and is a predicted model, not a curated record. The transcript is spliced from 5 exons. The coding region runs from base 1 to 765 and encodes 254 amino acids.
AUGGCGGCAAAUCCAGAAGCCGACGUAGGUUAUUUACACAGUUUCCCUUCGCGUAGAUCUUUUGAGGGGAUUUUAAAAAAGUAUGAGGAGGACACACUGACGAAAUUUAUUGUUUCGACAAAAGACAAGGCUUUUGGUCAAGAGGACCCCACACCAGGAUCCAAGAAAAUAAUGUGGGAGCUAAAAUAUGUGCCUUUUGAUGGAGUACCCUUCAUGGUGGUAGGAAGGAAGGUCUACUCCUGCCACCAGGGUAAAGACAAACAUAAGAAAGAAAAGCAAACAAGACAACAACAACUGCUUGAAGACCACUUGGAGCACUCUUAUGAAGAGAGGGGACGUCUUCUUCAAGAUUCAAAGAAACUGGACUGCCCAGCCAGAAUCUAUGUGCUUCAUCUAAUCAGAUUCCCUGGUUACAAGAUACCUGAUGACUUAAACAAAUGGAGGAGGGAGAGCGCCAGACGUUUAAGAGUCGUAUUAGCAACAAACCCCUCGGAUGUGAAGUUUGAGGAGCAGUAUGCUGCAUACUUCCCAGGGAUCAAGGCGCACAAGAACCAUCCUGGGGUAGGAGAGGUCACUGAGGUCCGUGAGCCAGUGGACCCCAGGAUAGAGAGGCGUAUCGAAAAGUUAGCAUUAGCUGGUGCUAGGAAAGUUAGCGAAGUCAGGAGACACAUCUCCAUCUUUGUGUCUGAGCUGUUCAGAGGAGAGGCUCCCCCUCACCAACAAGGAGCAGGUUUUACCCCUUUGACAAAGACAUUAGAAACAUAA